This is a messenger RNA of Osmerus eperlanus (European smelt), 1542 nucleotides long. Its product is annotated as SLAM family member 5-like. The record is from RefSeq and is a predicted model, not a curated record. Bases 89 to 1060 code for a protein of 323 amino acids. Lineage: Eukaryota; Metazoa; Chordata; Actinopteri; Osmeriformes; Osmeridae. The transcript is spliced from 7 exons.
CUCUCUCUCUCUCUCUCUCUCUCUCUCUGUCUUAACAGACAGGAUGAGCAGUCUUUUGGAGGAAACAGAAUAGUCAAACCUCACAGACAUGGUCUCUGGAGAGCGCCUGCUCUUCCUCUCCGCUCCCGGGGGAGUGCUCUCCCUCCUCUUCCUCCACGGUGUGGGGGCACUUGCAUCUCAGGUGAUCAACAAGACAGAAGGAGAGAGUGUGCUGUUUCAGUUAAACAGCUUUAGGAGAGAAGACCAGUAUGAGGUUGUGUGGUGGAAUUUUAAUGACACAAAAAUAGCAGAAAAAAAUUAUGGGACAGAGCCGGAAUAUCCAAGUCAGUUGUUUGGAGGAAGACUAGAAAUGAACACCGGAAAUUUCAGUUUGACAGUGAAGAGCCUAGAACUAAAGGACUCUGGGAUAUUCAGUGUUGUGUCGGAUGUAUCCGAGGGAGAUCAACCAGGCACACAGGACAUCCCUCUUCAAGUCUACAAGUCUAUAACUGAGGCAAAAAUCGACUCCAACUCUACCUGGCAGUCGGAGAGUAGCUCGUGUGACGUCUUGGUGAGCUGCUCUUCUCCAGGACACAGCGAUGUGUCCUACACCUGGUGGAUAAACAACCAGACCCACCAUUCCCCCCAGGUGAAAUUCUCCCUACCAGCAGGGCGAGCCACCGUGAGCUGCACCGCCCAGAACCCCGUCAGUCAUAAAACCGCAUCACAAACAGUGACGUGCAUCAAGGAAACUGCGCUGGAUUCCACAGAAGGCCAGUAUGUCAUCAUCGGUGUUUCAGCAUUUGCUGUCCUUCUCCUCUUCCUUAUUGUGGCCUUGGUCUGCUAUAAAUGCAGAAAAACUGAGGCAAACACAGACCUGAUAGCAGACACCAUAUAUGCUGACAUUACGGACAACAUAGGGAUGAAAGACAAGCCAGCUAGCAACACCAUCAACACUGACUCCAUCUACGAAACUGUCAAAGACCAUGUUGUAAUACCUGCAAACAAGCCUCUGUCGGUUUACGACACGAUCCAGUUCGAUCGAACGGCGGCGCCCGACUCCGCCGGGGUGUCUCAGUAGCAGCAUGUGCUUUAGCUGUAGCGCCGGUUAAAAAAAAAAAAAAACGGAUCUCAGCCGUGACACCUAGCCUACUGAAGACGUGCGUUGUCCUGUUCUGGGUUGCUUUUAUGGUUAUUUGUGAUCCCCAACAAGGAAGUAAAUGCUGAAUGAACAGUGUGCAUUGGGAUGGCAGCAUCUAGCUCAUGUGGAUGCUCUUGAGGUUGUCAAGGUAACCUAUUUGCUAUUAUGCUAAGCUAAUGCUGUAUACAUUAUUGAUACAUUAAGCAGUAUUAUGUCAAAUGAAUGGAUUUUAUACUUUACUAUUCUUGAUGUCAUCAGUGAAAUUGUUUUUUUAUCCAGUGUAUAUUUUCUUUUUCACGAGGAAGCUAAGAUGUAGGCUAUUUGUAUAGAACAGCUAAUAAAUAAGAUAAAAUAAAUUACAGACUUGUUAUUUCUUUUACCAAAAAUAAUGUAAUGAUUAUAUGAAAUCAUGUUCCAAAUCA